Messenger RNA from Monomorium pharaonis (pharaoh ant), 2479 nucleotides. RefSeq names its product histidine decarboxylase (gene Hdc). Gene Ontology annotation, biological process: histamine biosynthetic process; L-histidine catabolic process. The coding region runs from base 314 to 2479 and encodes 721 amino acids. The transcript is spliced from 16 exons. Gene Ontology annotation, molecular function: histidine decarboxylase activity; pyridoxal phosphate binding. NCBI's taxonomy places the organism in Eukaryota, Metazoa, Arthropoda, Insecta, Hymenoptera, Formicidae. The record is from RefSeq and is a predicted model, not a curated record.
CGAUCGAUGAUGAAUCCUUAGAAAUUAGCGACGAACUCGCAUCGCGAAUUUUUGUAUUAGGUCAACAUCGUUCGUUGUGUUGUAAUCGCGCUUCGGCAUUGUCUGUGUCAAAAUCUUAUCUCAAAUAAAUUUCGUGAGUCUUUAUCAAAAAUAAUUCAAAAAGUGUUCUUCUACACAAUUUUGCUUCUGGAUUUUUACAAUUUUGCAACAUCAAGACUUGUGUUAAAUUGAAGAACGCAACGAGUUUAGAUUAGUGUGCCUCUCGUGACUUAAAAAUUAAUAAGGAAUUAUCACAUGCUACAGAUAAAAAAAAAUGAAUUUGGAAGAAUAUCGUAGAUAUGGAAAGGAAAUGGUGGAUUACAUUGCUGAUUAUCUGGGAGACAUACGUUCUCGGCGAGUAUAUCCAGCGGUCUCGCCGGGAUACUUGAGAAAUAUCCUGCCCCCAUCGGCCCCAGUGGACGGCGAGUCCUGGGAGGAUAUAUUCGCCGACGUUGAGAAAUGCAUCAUGCCGGGUGUGACGCAUUGGCAGAGUCCGUAUAUGCACGCCUACUUUCCGGCUCUGAAUUCACCCGCCAGUCUGCUGGGCGACAUGCUGGCCGACGCAAUAAACUGUCUGGGUUUCACGUGGGCUUCUAGUCCAGCGUGUACCGAGUUAGAAACAAUAGUUAUGAAUUGGUUAGGCAAAAUGAUCGGUCUACCCGAAGAUUUUCUGCAUCGACCGGGAGGCUCCGGCGGUGGUGUCAUACAAACGACAGCAUCAGAAGCUACAUUGGUGUGUUUGCUUGCAGCUAGAACCAGAGCUAUUAGAGACGUGCAGGAAAAUGAUCCUGACCGUUUGGCAACAGAGAUCAAUUCACGACUAGUUGCAUACUGUUCAGAUCAGGCACAUUCAAGUGUGGAAAAAGCCGGACUUAUAGGACUAGUUCAAAUGCGAUAUAUUGAAUCUGAUAAUGAGUUAAGCAUGAGAGGAGAUGCCUUACUUGAGGCACUAACGCGCGAUCGAGCUGAGGGUCUGCUUCCUUUCUUCGUAUGCGCAACCCUAGGCACUACGGGUGCAUGUUCUUUCGAUAACCUGAAGGAAAUUGGACCCAUAUGUCAACAAAAUGGUUUAUGGUUACAUAUCGAUGCGGCUUACGCUGGUAGCGCAUUUGUAUGUCCGGAAUUUCGCGGUUGGCUUCAAGGAAUAGAGCUCACGGAUUCUAUUGCUUUUAAUCCAAGCAAAUGGCUUAUGGUUCACUUCGAUUGUACGGCUAUGUGGGUAAAGAACAGUCAAGCAUUACAUAGAACAUUUAAUGUUGAUCCGUUAUAUUUGAAGCAUGAAAAUUCAGGUCUUGCGAUUGACUAUAUGCAUUGGCAGAUUCCUUUGUCCAAAAGAUUUCGGGCUCUAAAACUAUGGUUCGUUAUCAGGAAUUAUGGAAUUACUGGCUUACAAAAACAUAUACGAGAGGGUGUGAGGUUAGCACAGAAGUUUGAAGCUUUAGUCUUGGCCGAUACUCGUUUUGAAAUUCCUGCUCCGAGACAUCUCGGCAUGGUGGUCUUUCGUCUUUGUGGGGAGAAUACUUUGACAGAACGUUUGUUAAAGAAGCUUAAUUCGCGGGGUCGAUUGCAUUGCGUACCAGCCGCCUUACACGGAAAAUAUGUUAUUAGAUUUACAGUUACCUCAACAAACACGACGAAUGCAGAUAUUCUAAGGGAUUGGGCAGAAAUACGAAGCACCGCUAAUGAAAUCUUGAGUGAUUCUACCCGAGCGCCUAUACGAGCUAGAGUUCCUCUCGCAGACACGCGACAGAAGAAUGAAAAUUUUGGAUCAAGCUUAUUAUUAGCCAAUUCACCAAUGUCUCCAAAAAUUGUAAACGGUAGUUUUGCCGCUAUAUAUGACACAGCCGAUGUAUUUGAAGAAUGCAUGAAAACUUUUGGGAAAAUUCAUCUUGAGACGAGAGACAGUCCAGCUAUACGUCGUCGCAUUCGCGGAAUAUUAAUGUCAGGCAAGCAAUUUUCACUAGACUCUCGUAUGGAUCUAGUUCAGGGGUAUGCUUGCAGCCGUCCACUCUCGGAUUCUCCUUCCGAGUUACCAUUAAUGAAAGAGGAUGAAGACACUGGAUUAUGUGAAUCAGUAUCUGACAUAAAUACUAUGGAUGAAUCCGAUAAUGAUAAAUCAAUUGUUUAUAAAAAUUUGGAAGACUCUGAUAAUUCCGAAACAAUUAAGAAAGAAUCAUCCGUCUCAAAAAGUGACUUGGAUUAUACAGUGGCAAAUGGUUCAUUCGUCAACGUUGGUGCUGAGAAUAACACGGUGACUAUUGCUUCGGCUGGUGUAGGUUUUCCUAGAAGUGAAACUAUUGCUGCUAUUGGACAUCGUCCAUAUACAGGUGAUUUGGCGCCUGUUCGAGUUUUGAGAGAGAAAUCAAUGAAAGCAAACGAAAAAAAUGAUGAUAAGGAAGAAUUAUGCAAAAAAUGUGGUCACUUCUCUAAACGUCAGUAA